AAUGUAAGAUGUUUAAGCACGCGGGGGCGCUGUGAUGAGCGGGCAGCGUGCAGAGUGGAGACUGAAGUCCUCUUGCUCUUGACUCCGCCUCUGCCAGCAACACCGCGGAUGACGUGCAACAACAAAGAUGGCAGGAGGAAACAGCAACUACUGGGAAGAUCUGCGAAAGCAGGCGAGGCAGCUGGAGAAUGAGCUGGACAUGAAGCUGGUGUCCUUCAGUAAACUGUGCACCAGUUACAACAGCUCACGGGAUGGACGCAGAGGAGACAGUUCUGACACACAACCUCUCCUGUCCAACUCGACUCAGGACAGAAUGUUUGAGACCAUGUCGGUGGAGAUUGAGCAGCUACUUGCGAAACUUACUGGGGUAAACGACAAGAUGGCGGAGUACACAAGCACACCGGGAGUAACGUCUCUAAACGCUGCUCUGAUGCACACUCUCCAGAGGCACAGAGAUAUCCUCCAGGACUACACACAUGAAUUUCAUAAAACCAAAUCAAACUUCAUGGUAAUCAGGGAGAGAGAGGAUCUGUUGGGGUCUGUCAGAAAGGAUAUCGAGUCAUAUAAGAGCGGAUCAGGGGUGAAUAACAGACGGACGGAGCUUUUCCUGAAAGAGCAUGAGCACCUGAGAAACUCAGAUCGACUUAUUGAUGACACAAUAAGCAUUGCCAUGGCAACCAAGGAGAAUAUGACCUCCCAACGUGGAAUGCUAAAGUCUAUACAGAGCAGGGUCAACACCCUGGCCAACCGUUUCCCUGCCAUCAAUAACCUAAUACAGCGAAUCAACUUGAGGAAGAGGCGGGAUUCGUUAAUUCUGGGAGGAGUCAUCGGCAUCUGCACCAUCCUUUUACUUCUGUAUGCAUUUCACUGAUGAACAUGGAUGCUAACCAACGUUUUUGGGGGGUAUUCUGCAGAACAGUGGUCAAGCCUUGAGAACGGGCUCCAUGAGAGGUGGACAAUUGGAGCCACAAAGCAGAUACCCACUUGGCCUAGUCUGGUAACAGGAUUGAUUGCGGCCAGCAUGGACCUUAUUUGUAUUUAGCAAUGGGAGGGGUUUAGCUCUAACAGCGUUUUCUUUGAUUCUGUACUACAAAUAAUGCGCUGUUCAGACGUGGACUGGAGACCAAAGUACUAACAGGAAUAGAUCAUUAUAACACAGUGGCUUUGAGAAAAGCGAGAUGCUUUGAAGCAUCAACCUGGCAUUGUGCUCGUUCCUGUAUAUUAUUAUUAAUCGGAAAAGGGUUUUAAUUUGAAGGUCCUUUUAGCGAGAGGGUUUCUCAUCAUGCUGUGUACUUUGUGAAUUAAUAAAUUAUUCAUAUACAGGAUAUUAAAAAUGUGUGUCAAACACUA
Molecule: messenger RNA, 1350 nt
Organism: Misgurnus anguillicaudatus (oriental weatherfish)
Lineage: Eukaryota; Metazoa; Chordata; Actinopteri; Cypriniformes; Cobitidae
Source: RefSeq, a predicted model, not a curated record